This is a messenger RNA of Penicillium lagena, 435 nucleotides long. RefSeq lists its product as uncharacterized. NCBI's taxonomy places the organism in Eukaryota, Fungi, Ascomycota, Eurotiomycetes, Eurotiales, Aspergillaceae. The record is from RefSeq and is a predicted model, not a curated record. The coding region runs from base 1 to 435 and encodes 144 amino acids. The transcript has 2 exons.
AUGCCAGCACGAAGCUUGGCUGGGUUGAUGGGCUGGGUGACCCGGGGGCUUGGCCCUUACCCGUCGCCUACUGCCGGACCCGCGCAGACCAAACUAACCGUCGCUCCAGCCACCUCGACCGAUCCCUUCACUCCCGGCCGACAAUCCACUCCCAUCACCGCCCACCUGACAUUCCCUUUCCUGCUUACAUUUUGCGAUUCUUUGGAUUCCGACAUCAAGCGAAAUCGUUAUUUUCGAAUCCUCGGCUUGAUCCGCUUGGGAGACCCCAGCCGGAGAGACACACCGGCGUUGAAACCAGUGAGAUUCCCCAUCCGAGUCCGAUUCCUUCGUGUUGAUCCUGGUGCGCUUAUCUCCUGGUCUCACGGUCUUCCUGCACACUGCGUGGAGGCGUGUGGCACUGGUGGCAACCGCUGGCCUCGUCCGAGCAUCCACUGA